This is a messenger RNA of Toxorhynchites rutilus septentrionalis, 1935 nucleotides long. RefSeq lists its product as uncharacterized. The coding region runs from base 1 to 1935 and encodes 644 amino acids. The record is from RefSeq and is a predicted model, not a curated record. NCBI's taxonomy places the organism in Eukaryota, Metazoa, Arthropoda, Insecta, Diptera, Culicidae. The transcript is spliced from 3 exons.
AUGGAUCCAAACCAAAUGAAAAUGUUUCUGGACCAGCAAAUGAAAAUGUUCACAAAAAUGAUGGAAGGAAUGCAAGUAAUCCAGAAUCGGGCUCAAGGAGUACAGCUUCAGCAACCAAGUGCGUCGAAUGUGCAGGUUCCACAGCCGUCGCCUCUAGCAGUUGAGGGCGACAUGGAGGAGAACAUGGACUUCUUCGAGAAAAGUUGGAAAGAUUACGCCAAGGCUAUUGGUAUGGAUCGGUGGCCGCAGGAGGAAAAUCCGCAAAAAGUAAGUUUCUUGCUGUCGGUCAUAGGAGAGCCGGCAAGAAAAAAGUUUUUCAACUUCGAGUUAACAGCAGAAGAAAGUGAUAAUCCGGAAGCAACAUUGGCUGCUAUACGAGAGAAAGUCGUGGCCAAAAGAAAUAUUAUAGUGGAUCGUCUUGAUUUUUUCUCUGCAACGCAGCUGGCUCGCGAAUCAAUCGACGAUUUUGUCUCUCGUCUUAAGAACCUGUCAAAAAUGGCUAAGCUCGGAGUGCUAGAAACGGAACUUAUCGCAUAUAAGGUAGUCACGUCCAACAAGUGGUCAAGUAUGCGAACCAAAAUGUUGAGCAUUGCUGACAUCACAUUGACAAAAUCCAUUGAUAUGUGUAGAGUUGAGGAGAUUACCGCGAAGCGAUCACAGGAACUUUCAGGAUCCUAUUCGGAAGUGGAAGUAAACAAAAUAGCUAAAGCUAAAUUUCGAUCUAAGAAUCAAUCGCAACGGUGUAAGUUUUGUGGAGAUCGUCAUGAGUUCUCUAAAGGCUCCUGUCCUGCUCUUGGUAAACGUUGUCACAAAUGCAACGGAAAAAAUCACUUCGAAAAGGUAUGCAAAGCCACCAACAGAUUCCAGAGCAGGAGGUCACGUAAAGUAAAGGAGGUGAAGGAUGAAAGCACCGAUUCGGAUGGGAAAACAUCAUCUUGCAAUGAAAAUUCAUCGGAGGAAAGUGAUAGUGAGUAUGAAAUUGGAAAGAUUUUCUAUAAUUCAUCGAAAGGAGGUGGCGUGAUGGCUGAGUUAAAACUCAAAUUCGCCAACAAGUGGAAGUCAGUAGUUUGCGAAGUAGACACCGGAGCAAAUACAAGCUUGAUUGGCUAUAAAUGGUUAGUCAAACUCACAGGAGAUGAUAACCCGAAAAUGAUACCAUCAACCUACAGACUACAAAGUUUCGGUGGAAAUCCCAUAAAGGUACUUGGAGAAGUCAAAAUUCCUUGUCGUCGGCUGAAGCGUCGAUACCGAUUGGUCUUACAAGUCGUGGACGUAGACCAUCGGCCACUACUUUCGACAAAAGUAUCUCGGAUACACAGGAUUGAAGCCGAGAGAAUAAUUGAGGAGCACAAAGGAAUUUUUGCUGGUUACGGAAAAUUCGUCGGCCAAUUGAAGAAGGAGCUAGAAUCGUUGGAGAAAGAGGGAAUGAUCGUGAAGGAAUCUAGACAUACCGAAUGGGUGAGCAACAUAGUGAUAGUGCAACGAGGUGACCCGGAAUCCGCUAGCAUCAGAAUUUGCCUUGAUCCUAUUCCGCUCAAUAAGGCGCUUAAGAGACCGAAUCUUCAGUUCGCUACACUGGACGAAAUUCUCCCCGAGCUGGGAAAGGCUAAGAUUUUUUCCACGGUUGACGCAAAGAAAGGGUUCUGGCACGUAGAGCUCGAUGAACCCAGCAGUAAACUUACAACUUUUUGGACUCCAUUUGGUCGGUACCGUUGGACUAGACUGCCGUUUGGUAUAUCCUCAGCUCCUGAGAUCUUCCAGAUGAAACUACAAGAAGUUAUCCAGGGUCUCGAAGGCGUUGAGUGUCUGGCGGAUGAUCUGCUGUUGUUUGGGGCUGGUGAAUCUUUGGAAGAAGCUCUCAUCAAUCACAACAGAUGCUUGAAGAAUCUUCUCAUUCGUCUAGAAAAAAAACAACGUGAAGCUGAAUCAAUCUAA